Messenger RNA from Hyaloperonospora brassicae, 1269 nucleotides. Lineage: Eukaryota; Oomycota; Peronosporomycetes; Peronosporales; Peronosporaceae. The record is from the annotation of a GenBank genome assembly.
AUGCUCAGCACUCGUCAACUAGCUACCAUCGUGUCGUAUACAGCACUAGCAUUGCUUUCGACGUCGAUCAGUCUCGCCAGCGCUGAAGAUCUCUGCUCUAUCGUGCCGUACUCGUACACGGGUGCCAAGUCAACUCAUCCAGAGCUAAAGACCGCCAUCGAGACGCUCGAGGACUAUGCCAUCGCCUCCUGGUUCACCGACCGUCAGACCUCGCAAGAGCGAUUGGAUCUGAUGACCGGGUUGCUAAGCCAGUGCUCGGUCGACAAACGCCUUAGCAUCGUAGUGUAUGGCAUUCCCAACAAAGACUGUGCUGCGGGCUUGUCAUCAGGAGGUAGUGUGACGAGCGCAAGCGAUUAUCAAGCGUUUCUGAAAGAGCUCACGGAUGCCGUGGGCGACCGCAAAGUACUGUACGUGGUGGAGCCGGAUGCACUGGGUCUGCUAACUCAAGACGGAGGCUGCGGUGCAAACGCCGGAUACCUCGAAAACCUCAAAGUUGCCGUGUCGACUCUGUCGGCAAACGCCAAUGCUGAACUCUACGUCGACAUUGGCUACUGGAUGCUGGCAAACGAGCACAGCGCGGGCAAAGUGGCCUCUGGUAUGAAAGAGAUUGCUGGCUCGGGUCGUGUGAAGGGUGUGACCAUCAACACGUCCAACUACCGGUCGAACGACGAGUGUUCUACCUACUGCAGCAACUUUCAGACAGCCAUGGGCUCCAGUGACAUGACCUGCAUCGUGGACACGUCUCGCAACUACAAUGGAUCGCCCACCUCGGACUGGUGCAACGUGCCUAUCGCGGGUAUCGGCAAGCCGCCUACGUCCGAGACUGGCGUCUCAAACCUGGACUACUUCAUGUGGAUUAAACCGCCUGGCGAGAGCGAUGGCGAGUGUACAACUGGUGGCUCGUCGGCCGGUUCCUUCUACUUGGAAGGCUUCACGCUGCUCUGGGAUCAAGGAUACUUUGUGCGUGAGCAGGGUAUGCCAAAGAUUGGCGAUGGCUCCUUCAAUGCUGUUCAGGCACCCACGACAUCGAGUGGCAGCAGUAGCAAUCAAGACACUUCCGACCAGACGACCGUAUCGGGCGAAGAAACGCCAACUUCUGGUAGCUCAAGCUCAAGCUGGAGCCAGGAGAACACUGUGGCUACAGUUGCUCCGGCCGAAAUGAUCUCGACUGAGAUCUCCGUCCCCACGCCGUCUGCUACAGCCGAAAACAUACCAGUGAAGGCACCACGUAGUGGUUGCAAGGCCAAGAUGCGUUUGCGCUCACUGUAA